CCUGUACUAUGUCCGCAGUCUCUGGUCAUCUCCUGUAGUACGUCCACAGUCUCUGGUCAUCUCCUGUACUGUGUCCGCAGUCUCUGGUCAUCUCCUGUAUAUGUCCGCAGUCUCUGGUCAUCUCCUGUAGUAUGUCCGCAGUCUCUGGUCAUCUCCUGUACUAUGUCCGCAGUCACUGGUCAUCUCCUGUACUAUGUCCGCAGUCACUGGUCAUCUCCUGUAGUAUGUCCACAGUCUCUGGUCAUCUCUUGUACUGUGUCUGUAGUCUCUGGUCAUCUCCUCUACUGUGUCCGCAGUCUCUGGUCAUUUCCUGUA
Messenger RNA from Staurois parvus, 315 nucleotides. NCBI's taxonomy places the organism in Eukaryota, Metazoa, Chordata, Amphibia, Anura, Ranidae. The record is from the annotation of a GenBank genome assembly.